CUCUCAAGCGCGUCUUUAUCUCAUCAUCUUCCUCGAAAUGGGCGACACACAAAAAAGGAAGGGAAAAGAUUGUAAAUUUACAUCAACCCAUUUGGCUUCUCCCUCUAGAGAUUGAAGGACUUUGUUGGUUUCGUGUGCGAGAGGGAGAGCGAGAGAUGGAUCAUGCGGCGGAUGCUCACCGUACGGAUUUGAUGACCAUAACGAGGUUCGUGUUGAACGAGCAGUCAAAGUAUCCGGAAUCUCGUGGGGAUUUCACUAUCUUGCUCAGUCACAUCGUUUUGGGCUGCAAAUUCGUUUGCAGUGCAGUGAAUAAGGCAGGUCUAGCGAAGCUCAUUGGACUUGCAGGGGAAACCAACAUUCAGGGUGAAGAGCAGAAGAAGCUAGAUGUGCUCUCCAAUGACGUCUUUGUCAAAGCCUUUGUUAGCAGUGGCAGAACGUCCAUCCUUGUCUCUGAAGAAGACGAGGACGCAACGUUUGUGGAACCUUCCAAGCGUGGAAAGUAUUGUGUUGUCUUCGAUCCGCUCGAUGGGUCCUCAAACAUCGACUGUGGUGUUUCCAUUGGGACGAUUUUCGGGAUUUACACGUUGAAGCACAACGAUGAACCGACCAUCGAUGAUGUCCUACAACCGGGAAGCGAGAUGGUGGCAGCUGGGUAUUGUAUGUACGGAAGCUCAUGCAUGCUCGUUUUGAGCGCUGGAACCGGCGUCAAUGGAUUUACCCUUGACCCAUCUCUUGGAGAGUUCAUACUAACUCAUCCCGACAUUAAGAUUCCGAAAAAGGGAAAGAUCUAUUCCGUAAACGAGGGCAAUGCCAAGAACUGGGAUGGUCCGACUACAAGGUACGUAGAGAAAUGCAAGUUUCCCGAAGAUGGUUCGCCCCCAAAGUCUCUGAGAUAUGUCGGGAGUAUGGUGGCUGAUGUCCAUCGAACGCUGCUCUAUGGAGGUAUCUUUUUGUACCCCGCUGACAAGAAAAGCCCCAACGGGAAAUUGCGAGUCCUCUACGAAGUCUUCCCGAUGUCAUUCUUGAUGGAGCAAGCUGGAGGUCAGGCCUUCACCGGCAAGGAACGGGCGCUAGAUCUCGUCCCGAGGAAGAUCCACGAGCGUUCGCCGAUAUUCCUGGGAAGCUACGAGGAUGUCGAAGAGAUCAAGACUCUCUAUGCCAAUGACGCCAAGAACGCAUAAGCUCCUCAGUCUCUCUCUCUCUCUCUCUCUCUCUCUCUCUCUCUCUCUCUCUGAUAACGCAAAAAAAGGCCUUGGAGGCUGUUUGCUGUGUUGUGAUGAGACGAUGAUACAUCACUCUUUUUGUCAUUUUCCCUGAACCUAAACGUAAACUUUUGUUCAUCUGGUUCAUGUUCUUCUGCAA
Tarenaya hassleriana is the source of this 1362-nucleotide messenger RNA. Its product is annotated as fructose-1,6-bisphosphatase, cytosolic. The record is from RefSeq and is a predicted model, not a curated record. Gene Ontology annotation, biological process: fructose 6-phosphate metabolic process; fructose 1,6-bisphosphate metabolic process; gluconeogenesis. Bases 156 to 1181 code for a protein of 341 amino acids. Gene Ontology annotation, molecular function: fructose 1,6-bisphosphate 1-phosphatase activity. The transcript is spliced from 12 exons. Gene Ontology annotation, cellular component: cytosol; cytoplasm. Lineage: Eukaryota; Viridiplantae; Streptophyta; Magnoliopsida; Brassicales; Cleomaceae.